Messenger RNA from Cylicostephanus goldi, 147 nucleotides. Lineage: Eukaryota; Metazoa; Nematoda; Chromadorea; Rhabditida; Strongylidae. The record is from the annotation of a GenBank genome assembly.
CAACCACCACCACCAGCCCAACGACAACCACCACCACCAGUCCAACGACAACCACCUCCACCACCUCCUCGUGGAGUGUUUAUUCGAGGUCCACAACCAUUGCCGGGAUUCCCAAGACAUCGUCGAGAGAUAACAAUCUAUGCGUGA